AUGGGAAAUAACGAAUAUGAGGUAAGAAAUUUAAAAACACCGCCACCUCACUCAUUAAAUUUGAAUCUUACAAGCUUCCGACCAAGUGUUAUCCAGCGUUGUACAGUUGUAGAUUCCAAUGUGUAUUGUUAUCAGAUCAGAAAAUCAGAGGAACUUGGUCGGUACUUAGUUGCAGCGAGAGAUCUUGCCCCAGAUGACGUAGUUCUUACAGAGUUGCCCCUUGUUUAUGGACCUAAAUCCAUGCCUGACCCAGAGGCUUUAAUGCCGUGUGUGGGUUGUUAUAAACCUAUAUUUACUGAUGUCGGUGAAAGAUGCUCCAGAUGUGGCUGGCCGGUUUGUUCUGGCAACUGUCCAGGUUUGCAGGAUCCUCUCCAUCAUGGCGUUGAAUGUGAAAUACUGAGCGCGCGUCCAGAAUGUGUUUUGGACAAUAUGGCUGAUUAUUAUAGACACGAUGCUUUACUUCCACUUCGAUGUGCUCUUCUCCAGUAUACAGAUGAUGAUAAAUGGAAAAAACUUUUAGAACUUCAGUCACAUAUGGAAAGUCGAUUACCGGGAACAGAUGCUUAUGAUGAAGCAGAUGAAUUCACUGUUAAAUAUCUCAUGAACGUUUUCAUCAACAAGAUUGAUAAAAAUGUUAAAAAUAAAUAUCUAAAUCUAAUAUCUGAGGAACUGUUGCACAGAAUUUGUGGCAUAAUAGACACUAAUGCGUUAGAAAUAAGACUACCAAAUGGAUCUGAACUUAACGCACUAUACGCGACAACAUGCAUGAUGGAACACAGCUGUGUCCCAAACACAAAGCAUUUAUUCAACACAUCAGGAAAAGACGUUAAAGACAAAUAUAAAAUUACAGUGAAAGUCGUCGUACCCAUUAACAAAGGGGAUCACGUGGCGACAAUGUACAGCCAUGCUUUAUGGGGAACACAAGCCAGACGGCAACAUUUGAAAGAUACCAAAUAUUUCUCUUGCAAGUGCAUACGUUGUAGUGACCCAACCGAGUUGGGAACUUAUUUAAGCGCCAUGAAGUGUUUUGGCGAUGAUAAGGGACCAUGUGAUGGAAUUCAUUUACCUGAAGAUCCGCUAGAUGAAGAAACCGACUGGGCUUGUAAUAAGUGUACAGUAAAGGUGAAUAAUUCUCAAAUAAAUAUACUCAUUUCCGAAAUGGGUGAAGAAGUAGAAAAUGUUCAAAUGAUGGGAGGUUCUGUGAACAUGUUAGAAAAUAUUUUAUGUCGACUGUCGACAUUUCUACAUCCAAAUCAUUAUCACCUUUAUUCAAUAAAACAUUCACUUAUACAGUUGUAUGGCAGACAAUCUAAUUAUAUGUCUGAAGAAAUAUUGGACAAGAAAAUAAAGAUGUGCAAGGAUUUGAUUUUCAUAACGAAGACUUUGGAUCCAGGUAACGCAAGACUGAGUUUAUACUCGGCAGUCCUGCAUCAUGAAUUACACUCAGCUUUGAUACUGAAGUCAAAAAAGGCUAAUAAAGAUGGAUCUCUUAAAACUCUUGAUGAAAUUAGACCAUUGAUUGAUGAAGGAAAAUUGUCAAUAGAAACAGCUUUGUCAUCCCUUAAAGAUGAUGUUGGGGAAACAUCAGGUAAAAAAUUAUAUGAAGUUAUCGAAAAAAGUAAACUUGACUUCGUCAACUACUGUAAAUCAAAAAACAUAAACAUUUAA
This is a messenger RNA of Danaus chrysippus (African queen), 1668 nucleotides long. Lineage: Eukaryota; Metazoa; Arthropoda; Insecta; Lepidoptera; Nymphalidae. The record is from the annotation of a GenBank genome assembly.